Molecule: messenger RNA, 658 nt
Organism: Chelonoidis abingdonii (Abingdon island giant tortoise)
Lineage: Eukaryota; Metazoa; Chordata; Testudines; Testudinidae
Product: histone H2A-like
Cellular component (GO): nucleosome
Molecular function (GO): protein heterodimerization activity; DNA binding; structural constituent of chromatin
Source: RefSeq, a predicted model, not a curated record
CCCCACGGCGCUCGCGGCUCCUAACCUGCAUUUUGUCCCUGACACUGCAGCAGCAGCAGCAGCGCCUCUCUGGGGCCGGCCACAGGAAUGUCUGGACGUGGAAAGAAAAAUGUGGUGGCUGCAAAACCUACAGUUCUAUUAAGAAAAACAAAGUCAGCAAAGGCUGGUCUGCAAUUCCCAGUGGGUCGUGUCCACCGGCUUCUCAAAAGAGGGAACUAUGCUGAGAGAAUAGGUGCUGGCGCUCCAGUUUACCUGGCAGCUGUGCUGGAAUAUCUAACUGCUGAGAUAUUGGAACUGUCAGGAAAUGCUGCCCGUGAAAACAAGAAAAGCAGGAUUGGGCCACGACACAUCCAGCUGGCUGUGAGGAAUGACGAAGAGUUGAACAAGCUGUUUGCCGAUGUGACCAUUGCUGAAGGAGGAGUUAUGCCCAACAUCCUUUCGCAGCUUCUUCCCAAGAAAACUCUUAAAGAUCCUUUACCAAGAGGGGAUGCUACUGCUUCCCAGGAAGAAUCCAGUAACCACUGACUUACUCCUACCUUUCCUUUGACUCGUGUUUAUCAAUGCUCUAUAUGUGCUAACUGCUAAAUAUUACUCAGGGUGAUUGUUUUAAUGUUUGUGUGUCUUUUUUAGAUGUUUGUAAUAAACUUUCUAGAAUUCA